Alternaria arbusti is the source of this 1668-nucleotide messenger RNA. RefSeq lists its product as uncharacterized. The transcript has 2 exons. NCBI's taxonomy places the organism in Eukaryota, Fungi, Ascomycota, Dothideomycetes, Pleosporales, Pleosporaceae. The record is from RefSeq and is a predicted model, not a curated record. Gene Ontology annotation, cellular component: mitochondrial inner membrane. Gene Ontology annotation, molecular function: protein-folding chaperone binding. Gene Ontology annotation, biological process: protein import into mitochondrial matrix. Bases 1 to 1668 code for a protein of 555 amino acids.
AUGAGACCCCAGACAGCAAGCACAUUUGCCGCCACUGCGCGAUGGAGCAUACAACCCGCCGCUGCUACGCCUGCAAGCGCAUACGGAAGAGCUGCAUCGUAUAGACGGAUAUCAACACUACCAAGAACAUCGCAAGUCUCCUCCACACGCACGUCACUACCUUCCACAUCCACACCCUCCUCCCAACGCUUCCUCCGCAGCGAAUUCUUGCCCCAAGAUGUCCUCUUCCGCACGUCAUCCGCAUACGCCCGCCACUUCUCUUCUCGGCCCGCCCUGUACGAGCAAGCGCAAAAGCAAAAAGACGUAAAGGACCAAGAGCCUGACCCCACCAAAUCAACAGCCUCCCAGGGUAGCACCUCAGAGCAGGCUGCAGGCGACCAGGCAAAGAAAGAGGGCGAGGAAGCCAAGGAGAAGAAGGAGAAGAAGGACGGAGAGGAAGAAGCUGGUGAACAGAAGGAGGGCGAAGAGGGCCAGAAGAAAGAGAAGAAGGAUGCGCCCCCACCUCCACCCCACGGCGACAAGACACCAUGGCAGGUCUUCACCGAGACCUUGAAGCAAGAGUUCCAGGCCUCGAAAGACUGGAACGAGGGUACAAAGCAGUUGGGUGGUGCGCUGCACGACUUCCAGCAGAACCCAAACGUCCAGAAGGCUGGCCAGAUCUCUGAAGCUGCCAAGACAAAGACCACAGAGGCAUUGAAGGCGACGGCAUCAGCUGUUGGUCACGGUGCGGCGUGGACAUGGGACACUAUGCCCGUCAAGGGCGUUCGUGCUGCUGCGAGGGUCACUGGUACCGGACUUGAAUACGCAACUCGGCCAGUCCGACAGACCAAGGCCUUCCAAGCUGUGAAGGAAACAAUCGACGAUGGCAGCUCGUCAAGAUACGGCGGUUGGGUCGAGAAGGAAGAGCGCAGGAAGAGGCGAGAGCUGCGCGAACUCAACGAACUCCAGCGGACUGGCGGUAAACCCCUGGGCCCAAUGGAGGAGGACCCAAAUGCUGGCACAAACGUUACCCUUCACAAAGACGCCAAGUACAAGGAAGUCUGGAGAGAAUGGAAGGACAACUCCAAGCUUGCCCAAGGCUUCUUCAACAUGAAGACCGUCUACAGGGAGUCCGACAACGCCAUCAUCGAGACCGCUCGCAGUAUCUCCGACCGCAUCACCGGCUUCUUCGCCGAAAACGAGACGGCCAUGGUCAUCAAGCGAUUCAGAGAAAUGGACCCCAACUUCCAAAUGGAGCCCUUCCUGACCGAGAUGCGCGAAUACAUACUCCCAGAAGUCCUGGACGCAUACGUCAAGGGCGACAUUGCCGUCUUGAAGGAGUGGCUAUCAGCAGCGCAAUACUCAGUAUACGCAGCGCUGAUGCAACAAUACCAGGCCGCUGGCCUCAAGUCUGACGGAAAGAUUGUCGACAUUCGUGGCGUCGACGUCCUGAACGCGAAACUGCUGGAGCCAGGAGAGAUCCCCGUCUUCAUCCUUACCUGCAGAACACAAGAAGUGCACGUCUACCGCAACGCCAAGUCCGGAGAACUGGCCUCCGGCAUGGACGACAAGGUCCAGCAAGUCACAUACGCCAUUGGUGUCACCAGGAUACCAGAAGACGUCAACAACCCCGAGACACGAGGAUGGAGAUUGAUCGAGCUGCAGAAGAGUGCCAGGGAUUACUACUGA